Triplophysa rosa is the source of this 1273-nucleotide messenger RNA. RefSeq names its product platelet-derived growth factor receptor-like protein. The transcript has 6 exons. The record is from RefSeq and is a predicted model, not a curated record. NCBI's taxonomy places the organism in Eukaryota, Metazoa, Chordata, Actinopteri, Cypriniformes, Nemacheilidae. Bases 1 to 1158 code for a protein of 385 amino acids.
AUGAAGUGGAGGGUGGUGCUAGCAGCAUUCCUCGUUUCUGUUUUGAUCAUUCAGUAUGGUAUUUGCCAAAAGGUUGAACCCAAACCAAAGACAAAAGCUGAGAAGAGACCAAAUGGCAAGCCCAAGACUGGAAAGGGGGCAGAAAAAGCUCUUGCCCCCAAACCUAAAGCAGACCAGACAUACCUCACUCAGGUGGUAAACAAGAGAAAGUUCCAGAAAGUUGGGGACACGCUGACUAUCCAAGCAGGUGAUACAUUAGAGCUGCGAUGUAAAGGAAAUCCUGUCCAAUGGACUGUUCCUGCAUAUCUACAAGAGGAUGAUGAAGGAAGACUCAGGAUGGUUCAACAUGAACGUUAUGGCACGUUGAUUUUGGCAAACGCAACAGUGCCAGAUACAGGGGAGUACAUCUGCUAUCCAAUGUACUGUGAGGAUAAAGAAUGCAGAAAAGAAUAUGACAAAGCUGUCAAAGUCUUCAUCUUCUUCUCUGACCCUCAGGAGUUGUUUGUGCCUUCCUCUGACUAUUAUGAGGUCAUUCAGCUUCGAACUAACUGGUCCACGGUCCUGCCCUGUCAGGUGACCUCCCCGCUGGCCAAGGUGACCCUGCACCAGGAGUUUCCUCCAAUGGAGGUAAAGGUGGAUGGAACAGAAAUCUCUUUUGAUGUCAAGAAGGGCUUCACCAUCCACAGGUCAAAGCAGUACCAUGCUGGUUCUCUAUACUGCAUAGCCAGUCUAGGGAACCUUCGACAGAGCUCAACCAAAUACAUGCUGAUCUACAUCAACUACCCAACUGCACCUCCAUCUCCUGCGAUCCAGGCCUCCUCUGAUACUGUGACAGUGGGAAAAAAUCUCCAGGUGACAUGCACUGUAGUGGGAGAGCAGGACGUGGUGGUGGAUUUUACCUGGAAAUAUCCUGGACAGAAGAUUGGCCGCCCACCGUACACCCAGGACAGUGUACAGACGGUACAGGUGGACGGGCAGAACCGACAGCGUUCUGAAACAGUGCUGGAGGUGGAUAAGUUUAGAGAGGUUGACCAAGGAAUGUACACCUGCACAGCCCGGAACCUAGAAGGUUCAAGAUCUGCAUCCACAUCUGUCAAAGUGCAGUCGGCUGGCACCACCACCAGGCCAAAGAAGCAGAACAAAGAUACCCAACAAUAAAAAAAAUCACGGACAUGUGGAUUAUUGCAUAUUUGCUGUCAAACAAGUUUGUAUAUGUAAGAAUAUGCACAAGGACACAAAAGCAAAAGAGGAUAUGAAGCUUGCCAUACAAACA